GUCCUUCCUCUGACGUAAUAUUUAGUCGCUGAGUUCCGGUGAUUUUUCGGGUCAGAUCGGAGGGUCUUUGGAGGACGGUUGAUCAUGGCCCUGAGGGUGAUCCGACUGGUCAUCCCAUCGGGAACAGUUGCUUUAAAAUCUGUGAACAUUGCACAGAAGGCAGGUGUUCACACAACCUCAGUAAGAAGCCUGCGAUAUGGCUGGUGGGCCUAUGCACUGGGCGAGAGGACGACGCCACGGUUAAGUCAGUACAGCAAAAUCAUCACUGUGGAUGGCAGCUUGGCCUCAGGGAAAGGGGCAUUGGCCCAGAAGCUGGCUGACAAGCUGGGGCUGCUGUACAUGCCUGAGCCUGAUGUUUUCUACUUGGACAAGAUGACCAGGCAGAAGGAACCACUUUCCAUUGACUUUAAUGGGAUGUGCAGCCUGGAGAAGUUCUAUACAGACCCCAAAGCUGCUGAUGGAAACAGCUACAGACUACAGCUGUGGAUGUACACCAUGAGGCUGCUUCAGUACUCUGAUGCCGUCGAACACCUGCUCACCACAGGUCAAGGAGUGGUCCUGGAGCGGUCCCCCUUCAGUGACAUGGUCUUCCUGGAAGCCAUGUUCAAACAGGGAUACAUCAGGAAGGAAUGUGUGCAGCACUACAAUGAGAUCAAAGGCAUUAGCAUCUGUGAGUUCCUGCCUCCACACCUCGUCAUCUACGUGGACCUGCCAGCUGAGGAGGUGCAGAAGAAGCUGAAACAGAGCAGCAAGUCGUAUCUUCAGAAUGUCCCCCUGGCUUAUCUGAAGAGCAUUGAGGAUUGCUACAAGAAGGCUUUCUUGCCUGAAAUCAGAGAGAUAGCUGAGCUGCUCGCCUACACCGCGUCUCAAGCCGAAGAUGUUGAAAAGGUGGCAGAAGACAUCGAGUAUUUGAAGUUUGAUAAAGGGCCGUGGGUGGAGCAGGAUGAUGUCACCUACCAUCACAUGAGGAUGUUUGUGGAAGACAAACAGCGGGUGGCAUCCCUUACCCACAUACCCAAGUUUCUACCGGAGAUAACCAUCGGAGCCCACGACUACGAUGAAAAAUACUAUGCCUAUAAAUCGCUACCUGGGAAGAAGUAUGCCGAUGGUUAUAAUGCAGACCUCGGAGACAAAUACAUCUGGCUGAAAUGAGCGAGUCUGCAGGCCUGCUUGUCCAGCACUCAUCCAGCUGUCCUCUGUUGUACAUCCUAAAUAAUAGUAAUGUGUAUGUAUUGGAAGAAUAAAUUUUGAAUCUACAAAA
Molecule: messenger RNA, 1261 nt
Organism: Scatophagus argus
Lineage: Eukaryota; Metazoa; Chordata; Actinopteri; Scatophagidae
Gene: ndufa10
Product: NADH:ubiquinone oxidoreductase subunit A10
Exons: 10
Coding region: 85-1152 (355 amino acids)
Biological process (GO): mitochondrial electron transport, NADH to ubiquinone
Cellular component (GO): cytoplasm
Source: RefSeq, a predicted model, not a curated record